AAAAACUCCGCGGGAAAAUAGAAAAUUUUUUCACUGUCAGUUUAGCAAGUCAAGUUGAAACUUGUUUGGUUUGAGUAAAAGGCGCAUCGAACUUUAUGUUCGAAAAUAAAUAACAAUAUUUAACUAAUAUAGUAGAGUGCAGACAUACAUUUAUAGAAUAAUCUUCUAACAAUUGAAUUAUUAUAAAAAACAAACAGAUAAAUAUUUAAAAAUUGCAAUGGCCACGAUCAGAAGUGAUAAAGAUAUUCAAGAGGUUUCAUGUCCAAUUUGUAAUAAAAUGUAUCAAAAAACGAUGAUUGAGGAGCAUGCUAAUAAAUGUUUGUUUUUGAAUUCUUCGGAAGACAGUAAACUUAAGCAAAAUAAGGUAGAUCAAGUUACUUGUAAAAGGAAUAAUUCACAUUUAAACAACUUAUCUAUUCAAGAAAAGCGUCCUCGCAUAAGCACAAGCCCUAGUACUUCUAAAACCGAAAAAUCACCUUUAGCAGAAUCUUCUAAGAAAACUCAGUUGAAGGAAUCUAAGAGUAUACCUCUUGCUGAACGCAUGAGACCAUUGUACCUUGAAGAAAUAAUUGGACAAGUGCAGGUUUUUGGUCCGGGAUCAAUGUUAAGAUCUUCAAUAGAAAAUAAAAUUAUACCAAACAUGAUUCUUUGGGGACCACCUGGCUGUGGAAAGACAUCUUUGGCAAAUGUGAUUGCUAAUAUUUGUAAAGAGCAGAAUAACUUAAGAUUUGUUAAGUUAUCUGCUACAAUGGCAGGAAUAAAUGAUGUCAAGGAAGUGGUGAAAAUUGCAAAAAACGAAGCUCAGUUUAAAAGGCAGACUGUAUUGUUUAUGGAUGAAAUCCACAGGUUCAACAAACUGCAGCAGGAUACAUUCCUACCUCAUGUAGAAAAUGGCACAAUUAUUCUUAUUGGUGCUACAACUGAGAAUCCUUCAUUUAGUUUAAAUAAUGCACUGUUAAGUAGAUGUAGGGUUGUGGUCAUGGAAAAAUUAAGUGCUGAUGAUGUAUUAAAAAUACUAAAGCAUGCACUUAAAAAGACUGGAAAAGCAAUAAUUGGGAAUGGCAAACUAGAUCUUGAAAAGACAGCUUCAGCUGAUUUACCUUGGUGUAUUGUGGAAGAAGCGUCUUUGAAAUGGUUAGCAGAAAUAUGUGAUGGAGAUGCAAGGGUUGCGCUAGGUGCCCUAGAACUGGCACUUGCUGCAAGAGCUCCUGAGACAGCUCGGUCAGAACCAGCUAUACUUAGAUUUGAAGAUAUUGUUGAUGGUAUUAAGAGAUCACACAUGGUUUACGAUCGAAAAGGAGAGGAACACUAUAAUACCGUAUCAGCUAUACACAAAUCAAUUCGUGCCAGUGACGAUAACGCUGCUUUGUACUGGACCACGCGAGCUUUGCACGGAGGCGAGGACCCUUUAUAUAUUGCGCGGCGUCUGGUGAGAGCUGCUUGUGAAGAUAUAGGAUUAGCUGAUCAGUCUGCGAUAGUGGAAGCUAUGGCAUGUUUACAAGGUUGUCAGCAGCUUGGGAUGCCGGAAUGCGAUGUUCUGCUUGCACAAUGUGCAGUAAGACUUGCAAGAGCACCUAAAAGUACAGAAGUAUACCGUGCUAUGAAAAGAUGUCGAAAAUCAUUGAUGGAAGCAAAAGGACCUCUUCCACCAGUUCCACUUCAUUUGCGUAAUGCGCCUACGAAGCUAAUGAAAGAACUAGGUUAUGCAAGAGGUUAUAAUAUGCUGCAUAAGGAUAAGUCAGGAUUAAACUAUAUGCCAGAGGGAAUGGAGGGUAAAAACUUUUUUCAAGACAGUGAUGACUUGAAUGAAUAAAUGUAUGAAAAUUAAACCAUUUAAAUACUAGGUGUCAAUGUUUU
Spodoptera exigua (beet armyworm) is the source of this 1857-nucleotide messenger RNA. The record is from the annotation of a GenBank genome assembly. NCBI's taxonomy places the organism in Eukaryota, Metazoa, Arthropoda, Insecta, Lepidoptera, Noctuidae.